CUAGUGUAGUGGAGCCACUUGCGUGCAGCUUCUCUCUGUAGACACAGCUCGUGCGGCUCAUGAAGAUUCUGUGUAAGGUCACUCUCAACACCGUGGCCUCAUUUUGUGUAAGACUUCUAUGAAGAUCCAGAAAUGGUAUUCCUGACGUUGUCCAGGUGGAUUAGAAGCCGCGGACCUGACAGAUACUGGAAGGUUCAAGAACUUCUCAAGCAUGCACGGCAUUUCAGAGGCAGAAAGAACCGCUGUUAUAGUCUGGCCGUACGAGCUGUCAGGAGGGCGUUUGUCUACGCUACUAAAGGACGCAAACUGAAGAAACGCAACAUGAGAACGCUUUGGAUCACGCGCAUUGCUGCAGCUUCCCGAGAGCACGGCAUGAAGUAUCCUGUUCUCAUGAGCAACCUAACGAAGAGCAGCGUUCAGCUCAACCGACGGGUGAUCAGCGAGCUGGCCAUCACAGAACCUCGGUCGUUCCUCGCCCUCGCCAAGUUGGCCAGGGCCCGGCAACAAGAAGGCUUCUGUGCAGCGCUGGGUGAUGGCAAAGAACCUCCCGGUGUCUUCUCCCGUGUUGUUGUGCAACAGUAGAGCAUGUACUGUAAAAAUAUUAAGUGGAUACAUACAUUUUUUUUAAGCGGUUGUUUGCAGCAUGAGAGGUUUGGAAAGUUUCGUUUUGUGAAACUAUGAAUAAUGUAAGUUUAUUAUUGGAAAAUGAUGAGAUGGUGAUUUAAUAACUCUUACUUUGAAGCCCCCAUACCACAAUUCUAAUUAGUAACAAUUUAAUGUCAUGCCAGAUCUUGUGUCCACAAUUGUUUCUGCAAUUAAACUGAACAAUUACUCUGGUUAGUGUUGAACUGAAAUAUCUGGUUAUCAUUUUUCCCCUUUCUGUAAAUAUGUAUUUCUCAGACGAUUGUCUUCUGAAUGUUCAGUUCUUAAUAAAGGUUUUGCUAUACAGUG
Hippocampus zosterae (dwarf seahorse) is the source of this 951-nucleotide messenger RNA. RefSeq names its product mitochondrial ribosomal protein L20 (gene mrpl20). The record is from RefSeq and is a predicted model, not a curated record. Lineage: Eukaryota; Metazoa; Chordata; Actinopteri; Syngnathiformes; Syngnathidae. Bases 133 to 582 code for a protein of 149 amino acids. Gene Ontology annotation, biological process: translation; ribosomal large subunit assembly. Gene Ontology annotation, cellular component: ribosome. Gene Ontology annotation, molecular function: rRNA binding; structural constituent of ribosome. The transcript has 4 exons.